UAAGCGAUGGAUUGGAGCUGAGGCCAAAAUACAAUGGGAUUCUCCACUGCAUGACCACUGUCUGGAAGCACGAAGGACUACGGGGCUUAUACCAAGGGGUAACUCCAAACAUGUUGGGAGCAGGGGCUUCUUGGGGACUUUACUUUUUCUUUUACAAUGCCAUCAAAGCUUACAAGAAGGAGGGGAAGCUGGAAAGUCUCAGUGCAACUGAACACCUAGUAUCAGCUGCAGAAGCUGGAGCCAUGACACUGUGUAUUACAAACCCAAUAUGGGUAACGAAGACACGACUUGUGCUACAGUAUAAUGCUGGUGUUGAUCCAUCAAAGCGGCAAUACAGAGGAAUGUUUGAUGCUCUUAUAAAGAUAUACAAGACAGAGGGCAUACGUGGCUUAUAUAAGGGAUUUGUGCCUGGUCUGUUUGGAACUUCGCAUGGAGCACUUCAGUUCAUGGCAUAUGAGGAUUUGAAACUGAGAUACAACAAUUAUAGAAACAGAAUAUCAGACACAAAAUUGAACACGGUGGAAUACAUAAUGAUGGCAGCUGUAUCCAAAAUAUUUGCUGUGUCAGCAACAUACCCCUACCAAGUUGUGCGAGCUCGUCUUCAAGAUCAGCAUAAUACAUAUUCUGGUGUGUUUGAUGUGAUCCGCAGGACAUGGAGGAAAGAAGGAAUUCAUGGAUUUUACAAAGGAAUUAUCCCCAAUGUGAUCAGAGUGACUCCUGCCUGCUGUAUUACUUUCGUCGUUUAUGAAAAUGUGUCUGGUUUUUUACUUGGUUUUAGAAAAGAGAAUAAUUAAAGGUAUGAGCUUGCGUUCGUAAAGAACCUAUCCUUUAUUUUUCAUAUUUAUGAUCUGGGAGAGAUACAGUUCAGCAGUCUUUUUUGACACUGUGAAUUGGCCUAGUACUUUGAGGAAGGAACCUGGAGAUGGUAAAAACCCUGCCAACAUCUCUCUUGCUGAAUGUUCCUGCGUUGCUGCCUUCCUGUCUGAAUCAGUUGCGUCUGCUUGAAACAGAUGUCUCUGCAACUGUGAAAUACCAGCACUGUGACUGGGUGAAGGCAGCUGUGCAGC
Messenger RNA from Apaloderma vittatum (bar-tailed trogon), 1067 nucleotides. It is a transcript of the gene SLC25A32, whose product is annotated as solute carrier family 25 (mitochondrial folate carrier), member 32. Gene Ontology annotation, biological process: folate import into mitochondrion; nucleotide transport. The annotation marks the transcript as partial. Gene Ontology annotation, molecular function: FAD transmembrane transporter activity; folic acid transmembrane transporter activity. Gene Ontology annotation, cellular component: mitochondrion. The transcript has 6 exons. NCBI's taxonomy places the organism in Eukaryota, Metazoa, Chordata, Aves, Trogoniformes, Trogonidae. The record is from RefSeq and is a predicted model, not a curated record.